CUCGUUCCAGUUUCAUCUGUCGGACAUCGUUCUUUCGGAGUCUUUGCUCCUUUCUCUCUUCACCCUUCCUGGCCCAUCCCGCCGCGCCAUGACUCCCCAAAUUAGAAUUGUGGUGAAAGACAGAGGGCUCUUCGGCCCGGAGUUGCCUGGCAAGCCCUUUGUCGCCUCCAAGGCGGUUCAGCCGGUGCAGCAGCCUCCUCGCUCUAAACGGGGCGACUUGGCCAUGCUCCGACUUGGGCUUGACAUCGCUCUCGAAUACUUCAACAGCGAUGGCAGCCUGCCUAUCUCGACGCUAACAACCAAGGCCAGACUCUGGGCGGACCGCUACUUCAAGGGGUAUCCCUACGCCUCAAAGCGGCCGACUGCCCUUCUUCGGACCUUUCCGAAUCUUUUCAACCUGAACAUUGAACCACAUCUCCGCCUGGUACCGAGAACAAUGUCACCGCCGUCGUCUCCUGAACCUGAGGGUACCAGCUCCCGAGAUCUCCGCCGCGCCGAGCGGAGAGCCAUGAACUCUGAGGCCUUCCCAGAGUUUGCCGAGCCCACGUUGGCCUCGGACUCUGAGAUCGACAGGAUUAUCAAUCUGCCAAACCGUCGCACCGCGCCCGCCACCAAGCCGACGAUGCGGGUAGACGCCGCGAUGCUCCGCGGUUCCGGUCUGAUGAGCACGCUGCCCGAAUUUCUGGGCCAGCUGGCGCGGGCUAAUCUCGAAUUGGAGACGAAGCUGGCCACGAACCCAGAGUCGGUCCGUAUCGAGCUCGACGAGGAGCAGGCCGCGUCGCAGCAGCACGUAGAGAUGAACCUUUUUUCUGGGUUGGUCGAGGCACAGCGACGCCGUCACCGGCGGCGCAUCGUCCUCCCCGGUGACCUUGACCUUGCAGUCAAGCCCCCGGGCGCCACCCAGCACGACGGCAGCGGCCAAGACAGCGGCAGCUCUGGCGGCGAGCAGAGUCCGCCCCGAGAGACCUCGGAUGACGAGGAGGACAGCGGUGACGAGACCGACGCCUCGACUUCCACAACCGCCAGCUUGCGCGCCAAUCUCAAGAAGCGCAAGGCGGCAGCGUCAGUGGCCGACGAGGACGCGGAAGCCGACAGCCCGCCCAACAAGAUCCGCCUUCAUUAUCACUACCCCACCCCGAAGCUGCGCCACUACGACAUGAAGCGGCGGAAGCUCGUCAGCCGGCCGAACCCGGACGCAGCCCCGGGUGAUCCAUUUAAGGCCCUGCCCGACAAGCCCGCGGCCGCCGUCCGCCGGCCCGCCGCCGAUGAGUCCAUCACGGUCGCGACUACCGAGAGACCAGGCAGCAGCGGCAGCGACUCGAGCAGCGCCUCGGCUUCUUCGUCGUCGAGCACCGGCCCGGUCCCCAUCACCAGGAUCCGUGUCCCCAGCCGCAGUCCGGACGGGUCGCGGUCUAGCUCGCCGGACAGGAUCAUCAUGCUGCGGCACCCGGUCGUGCCCUCGGCAACGCCAUCCCGCGAUGCGAGCGAGGAGCCGGCUUCAUCGUCGUCGUCAUCGUCGUCCUCUGGUUCGUCUCCCGGCCGGCGCACCAAGAUCAAGGUCGUGCAAAGAGAGCGACCGGAUGCGGAGCGGAGGAGGUUGAUCGAGGAGGUUGAGUAACCGUUUACCACUUUUCGUUUGGCGUUUUUCUAUAGGGUUAGCAGGGACCUCAGGUUACGAGUCAUUUAGGAUAGUCGUUCUCCUUUGUCAGGGCGUUGGUGGACACAUAUGCAUAUACAUGGGUAAAGCUGGGGUCGCAUGGCAUGGUGGGCGCAAUGAGAGGACUAAACGGCUAGGUAUGCACCGUUU
Molecule: messenger RNA, 1807 nt
Organism: Thermothelomyces thermophilus ATCC 42464
Lineage: Eukaryota; Fungi; Ascomycota; Sordariomycetes; Sordariales; Chaetomiaceae
Exons: 2
Coding region: 89-1618 (509 amino acids)
Biological process (GO): box C/D snoRNP assembly
Source: RefSeq, a predicted model, not a curated record